Molecule: messenger RNA, 3261 nt
Organism: Aptenodytes forsteri (emperor penguin)
Lineage: Eukaryota; Metazoa; Chordata; Aves; Sphenisciformes; Spheniscidae
Gene: SERGEF
Product: secretion regulating guanine nucleotide exchange factor
Exons: 10
Coding region: 403-1146 (247 amino acids)
Source: RefSeq, a predicted model, not a curated record
AACAGCCAUGGACAACUUGGUCUUGGUCAUAAAGAGGAUGUGCUGGUACCUCAGUCACUGAAAGAUACUUCCUGCAAAUGUCAAGACAUUAAAAGCAUUACUGGAGGAGGGGGACAUUCUGCGGUUAUCACUGGUGUGGGAGAACUCUUUGUAUGUGGCCGUAACAAAGACGGGCAGUUGGGAUUGAAUCAUACAGAGGAUGUACUGCAUUUUACUUUGUGCGCUGCCCUGUCCGGCUUUUGUGUAAAACAAGUUGCUUGUGGCUGGGAUUUUACAAUCAUAUUAGUAGGAUCUGGCCUAGUUCUGUCCUGUGGGUCUAACUCUUUUGGACAAUUAGGAGUUCCUCAAAUAUCAAGUCCGUGCUUGAUUCCACAGAAGAUUGAGUCUCUCAAAGAGAAGGUGAUGGAUGUUGCUGCAGGACUGAGACAUGCCCUUGCUGCUACAGAGAGCGGUUUGGUGUUUCAGUGGGGAACUGGCAUGGCGUCUCGGGCAAAGCGUGCAAACCAAGGAAAAACCCUCCCCCUGUUCUUGACAGCAAAGGAGCCCUGUGAAGUAACAGGCCUGGAAGAUGUAAAGGUGAAGAGGGUUGCUGCAAGCUCCUAUCAUUCCGUGUCACUCACAGAUGAAGGACACCUGUAUGUCUGGGGUAGCAACAAACACGGGCAGCUAGUGAGCAAAGAGAUCUUUCUUGUUGUGCCCAAGAAGAUUGAGACUCAGUUUUUCUCACAUGACAAGAUUGGAGCAGUUUGGAGUGGCUGGACCCACUUGGUGGCACAAACAGAAACUGGCAAGGUAUUCACCUGGGGCAGAGCGGACUAUGGGCAACUUGGAAGGCACGCAGUGGUUCCCGAUGGGCAGGAGGCGUGCAUAGCAUCUGAACAAUGCUUGGAGCUGUUGUGUAACAUCCCUAUUUCAGUGCCUUGCCUAAAUGGAGCAUCUCAGAUCGCAUGUGGCUCAGAGCAUAAUCUGGCAGUAGUUGGUGGCCAGUGCUUCUCUUGGGGAUGGAACGAACAUGGGAUGUGUGGUGAUGGCACAGAAGCAAAUGUUCAUGUCCCAAAGCCAAUCAAAGCCCUUGGUUACGCAAAACAGAUCUUAAUUGGAUGUGGGGCAGGACACUCCAUGGCUCUUUGUCAAACUCCACGUUAGACUCAGCACACCUGAAAUCAUAGCAUCAUGGAUGUGGACGGACAUCUUUGGAUUGCGUAGCUCAGAAGUGCUACAAGAGGAUUGCCCAUGAUUAACACAAUAGUUGGAAAGUGCAGAAGUAGUUUUUUCUAAGACUAAAAGGAACAAGUAUGCACAGAAAACUAUAAUAUUUUAAAAGUUGUUUCAUGGGUCCUUUUCACAGGAAUUUACUUUCUUACCCACAGAUAGAGUGACAAACAUUUUGCUUUGAUGCAAUACCAUUGAACAAAGAAUGACUUUUUCUUGUUCUUCUGAGAAGUCUUUGAGGAAGAAACAGGCUGCUUAAUUGCUUAUCAUUGGUGUGUGAUAUAAGGAAAUGGUCUGAGAACGUAGUGACAUAGGGCCCCUUCUGGUCUUUUAUUAUUGUAUCUUUAUGUCAUGAUGAGCAUGCAUUGCGCCUGCCAACUUCUACUGGAGUUGUGAGCUCCCAGCAUCUCAGAAAAUCCAGUUUGCAUCAUAGAGAAAUGCCAGUGAACAUAAAUAGAUGCAUACACACAUUUUAAACAGAAGAUUAGGAUUUAAAAAAAAAAGGAAGUAUAAUUUAGAAGGCUGGCAAAAGGGGAAAAUGAGGCCCUUCUGAACUAGCUAUACCUUGAUUAAACUGUGAAAGGAGCAAUAUUUCUGAGGAAUUAUCUUCUGUGCCAGACGUCAGUUUAUUAUAGGUUUACAGGGAUGCAGAUCUGCAUGAAUUAUCAUUAACUUGCAAACCAAACUUGAAGUUUCUGAAGCUACUGCUUAGGGAAGAAAAAAUUCUAAGAGCUCUUGGAAACAAUAGAAAAGUUCUUGUCAAAGGGCAUAAGUCAGUUGUAGCUGUUGAGGACCAUUUGAUCUGACAUAGCUCCUGUGUUUCCAGCUGCCUUUGAAUAGGAAGACAUCAAAAUCUAAACGGAAAGUUUUUACAAGUUCUCCAGCCUAAAAGGCAAACCAGAAUGCUCCUAAUAAUUUCAGGUUAGUUCUCACAUCUGUUUCGCAGCCCAGCUGAGUUAUUGUUCAGAGCAUGCCCACAGUCCUUGUUCCAGGUGAGUGCUUGGCAGACAACGUAGGCCUAACACUUGUUUUGGUAGGAGAAAUGAAAAAGUGUAAAUUAUCUUCGGAUAUUAUUAGCUGCCUAUGUUGAGCAGAAUUUUGGAAGCUAUUUAUAAAACUGUUCUUCACACAAAUACAGUGGAUGCCUUUAAACUGGAUGUUUACCACCCACGAUAGUUACAUUUGCUGUGGUAUUUGAUGUAUUUCAAGUUCUAAAUAUAGAGCAUACUACUGUGUGGUAAAUGCACCUUUUAAUGAGACCUACUGUUGCUAAACAGUGGUUUAAUUUUUAAAGCAGGCUUGCCAGGGAAGAAGCCUUACAGAAUUACAAAAUACUCAAGAGAAGGGCUCUUAGGAAAUAGGACAGGAAGACUUUCUAAUGAUGUAUCAGCUUACACAUGAGGGGGGAAGGAAUUAAGGUGGUAAUACAGGCUGCGAGGGUUUUCUUCCCCCCUUGGUUUUACAGCAGUUAUAGUUCAUGGCCUAAUUUUCAAAGGCAUUUUCUUUUUCUAUUCAAUGGAUGAGAAACUUGAACUGACUAUGAAGCUGUUUCUAACUGUAUUACAGAUACUGAACGAAUCUGUAAGAAUAAUCAAAUGGGUCCUCUGCAAAAAGUGCAGAAUUGAGACUUCUACUGUAAAGUGUUUUUCUUAAUCCAUGGUUGUGGUUCUUCAUGGCAAUAUACUGUUCCGGGCUGUGACCUCUUGUACUUUUUACUUAUCUAAGUUGCUAUUUAUUGACUCAGUGCCAUUUUCUAGCCUCUCUUAUUAUAUGCACUGAACAGUUUCUCAUGCUUUUUUUGGCAGUUCUGUCUGAGGUUUCUACCUUUGUUGUCCCCCAAAAUCUGUGUACCGAAUAAACAUACUAUCUUGUUCCAGUAAUCAUACCCUCUAAAUAAUUCUGUUCCUUGAUUAAUCACAGCUAGUAUGUGUGCCCUAUAACAUAGGGGUCACUGUACUGAGCAUAUUUUGACUGUGUAUGCUGUUGCUGCGGUUCAUUUCAGAGGAGUGCCACAAAUUAUGUAACAAAUAAACGUGACUUGGUUAUUUG